Molecule: messenger RNA, 672 nt
Organism: Stylonychia lemnae
Lineage: Eukaryota; Ciliophora; Spirotrichea; Sporadotrichida; Oxytrichidae
Source: the annotation of a GenBank genome assembly
AUGGGUUAAGCUUUAGCAUGCUGUAAUGGAGCACAAGAGUUCUUCGAAUUCACUCCAUAAACUCGCAAGAUCUACUUCUCUUCCAAUGUCCUACAAAGCAAUAGGAAAAUAGUUCAGACUAUUGAUACCCAAACUGACUAUAAUCAAUCAGGGGCAAGAGCAGUUUUCAUUUCAAAAGAAGCUUUACCAGGGGUAGAGGACAACUAUAUUAUGAAACAGCAAAAGACAAUGAGAAGAGUACAGCAAAACAGAAGCAUGUCAAACAUAAAUGGACCAGGCAAUCAAGAUGCUAGCAGAAAUUAUUAAAAUAGUUUAAUGAACUAAGAAGAUAAGUUAAAGUAUAUCGAGUAGGUUGAAAAGCAUAUGACAACCUUUUGCUUUAAUACCUGCUUUAAUAAAAAGAAGUACGUGCUGGACUUUGAAUGCGUGUCUACUUGCUAUAACAAGUACCUGUUCGCUUAAAAGACUAUAUUUGAGACAAUAGUAGAACAAGGGAGAAUCGUUUAGUCAGAUUAUGUGGUCAAUAGUGAAGGAGCAUAUGCCAGAGAUAGGUUUUUCGACGCAGCAUUCCCUAUAGGGGGUCAUGAGAUGCCAGGACAUGAAACCAUUCCCAGAUUUAGAAAGUUCUAUGAAGCAUAUUAAUUCUCUCCUCCUCGCACAUCUGGAAGAUGA